Messenger RNA from Coregonus clupeaformis (lake whitefish), 2182 nucleotides. RefSeq names its product fibroblast growth factor 10-like. The transcript has 3 exons. The record is from RefSeq and is a predicted model, not a curated record. The coding region runs from base 600 to 1397 and encodes 265 amino acids. Gene Ontology annotation, cellular component: cytoplasm. Gene Ontology annotation, molecular function: type 2 fibroblast growth factor receptor binding; chemoattractant activity; growth factor activity. NCBI's taxonomy places the organism in Eukaryota, Metazoa, Chordata, Actinopteri, Salmoniformes, Salmonidae. Gene Ontology annotation, biological process: positive regulation of ERK1 and ERK2 cascade; positive regulation of protein phosphorylation; cell differentiation.
GGAGAGAGCAGCGGAGGAUUUCACACUCAAAUGUAUUUUACCUUCUCUCUCUUUUUGAGCUGUUGAAUGUUUGAGCCCUGAGGGAUGAACCUGGAGAAAGUGUUAUAGCAGAAUGUUCCUAUACCAGUAGACCUUUCAUUGUUGGAGUAACCAUCUGAGGAACUGGGUUGGAAUUAAAUUCAGCACCAGGAACAGCUAAGGAUAGAAAAAAGUUUCAAAAUUGGGACAUAGGACGGCUGCUUGAUUUGUCAUUGGAAUACACUGACAGUAUUUGCACUGGUAACAAUAAGGAAAGUGUUUAUUUUAAUUGUAUUUAUUUAUUUAUCUACCUGGACAUCUGUAUAGGAAGAAACGUGAAAGAGAGGACUCUCAGAUUUGUCAUUGCAAUUCAUUGACUUUCAGUACAAUAACUGCUCUAGCUACCAACAAACAGGAGGAACAGAAGGACAUCUCUUUUUGUGUAGAGACCUGGUAGACCAGGUACCAGAGAGCCCCAUUUCCCAGGAGGGCUCCCCUUCCUGCCCUCCCAGCCUCCCCUGUCCCCAGCAGCAUGUCCCAGGCUGUGUGGCUGCUUCCAGUCCUCCCCACACAACUCUACCAUGAGCACAUGGGCUGCUGGAGGGAGUAAGGCUGCCUCUGCCUGGUCCACCUCUGGGUAUUGGUUUAGGUCUGGCUCUGGGUCCAAGUUUAGGUCCGGUUCUGGGACUGGGUCUGGGCUAAGGUCUGGCUCCAGCUCCAUCUCUGGGUCCUCCUUUUCCAGCCUGUCCCUGUCUCUGCUGCUAGCACUGCUGCUCUCCCUUUCCCUCCCUUUGGUUGUCUGUCAUCAACCUCCCUACAGAGGCAGGCUCCAGUACCCCAUCCCCAACAGCACUCUUAGUGCCCCAGUGAACAGUUCCCUGGCUGGGUCCAGGGUUGGAGGAACUGGGCAGACUGGGGGUCCCUUAGGGAGGACAGGGGGUCCACUGGGGAGGCAUGUACGCAGCUACAACCACCUGCAGGGAGAUGUGCGGCGAAGGAAGCUCUUCUCCUUCCAGAAGUUCUUCCUGCGGAUCGAUAAGAAUGGCAGAGUCAACGGGACCAAGAGCAAAGAUGACCCCCUCAGUAUUCUGGAGAUCACGUCGGUGGAUGUGGGGGUGGUGGCUAUCAAAGGACUGGGCAGUGACUACUACCUGGCUAUCAGCAGGAAGGGAGAGCUGUACGGAGCGAGAGAGUUUGGCAUUGACUGCACACUGAAGGAGCGUAUUGAGGAGAAUGGCUAUAACACCUACGCCUCAGCCGAGUGGAUGAACAAGAAGAGACAGAUGUUUGUGGGCCUGAGUGUCCAAGGGAGGCCACUGAGAGGGAAGAAAACACGGAGGAGGAAUACAGCCACACAUUUCCUCCCGAUCAUGGUGUGAUGAUGAGGAGCUUUUCACUGGACUAGACCCUGUGGGAGAGCUAUUCAGCACUGAACAAUCUUUCAACUAAGGAUAACAAAGGACUCUAAUCUGAACUAAAAUACAUAUUUUCUCUAAGGAAGUUACUUAACUCUGCAGAUGCUGCCUCCCACUGGGAACGGACGUCUAUUCCACGUUGGUUCAAUGUAAUUUCAUUGAAAUUACGUGGAAACAACGUUGAUUCAACCAGUGUGUGCCCAGUGGGAUGCUUCUGACUUUGCUUGAGAUAGUUUAUUGGUUUGGGGAUGGACAGUGUUUUCUGUGGCACAGGGUGAAAUAUGAACCCUAUUCUGUGCCAAAUCAUUGGAAAGAGGUGGACUGAAGGAGGAUGUGGCAUGGGGGGACAAAGUAGGAGGCUGUUUCACACAUCAAGCGGAUGAACUGAGGAAGCACUGGUUUUGUAUGUACAAAACACUUGUUCAAACUGUUAUUCAUGGUUCGCAAUCGCAUUUCAAUAAUCUGAACAGGUUUUGAAAUGAAGAAGAAGGGCUAACAGAUCAGUAAAUGCGAAAAACUGGAGAGAAAAAAACUAUUAUUCUUAUUGAGCAAGAUCCUAGUGGUCAUUUCAAGCCUGAAACCAUAACAAAAGUGAAUACAGGGAAUGAAAAAUCUAAUGUAUGAUACUUAACCACUGAGUUUUGACUGUGUUGAAGUAAAUUAUUUAUUUUGUGUCAUAUUUAACUGGAGGUGGAAAGAAGGUGAACAUUUAUUUGCAUUCUUUACACCUUAUCAUGUCUAUAAGAGAA